GGAAGAGCGUCUGCCUCACAACCAGGAGGACCGGGGUUCAAUUCCCCGGCCGGAAGAUAAGUUGGGUUUAUCUUCUUUCACGUGUAGCCCCUGUUCACCUAGCAGUGAGUAGGUGCGCGACGUCAGGCAAGAAGUUGUGACCUCGUUGUCGCGGUGUGUUGUGUGUGAGUGGUCUCAGUCCUACCCAAAGAUCGGUAAUCGAGCUCUGUGCUCUUCCGUAGGGGAACGGCUGGUUGUCUCGAGAGAGACCCGCAGCAGACCAAGAGGUGAAUUACACACACACACACACACAAACACACACACACACACACACACACACGGUCGAAAAUGAAGCUCCACAAUACUGCAUACAAAAAAAAAAAAAAAAAAAGUUACCUUCAGGGAGUUUGUGAUCUUAAAAUAAAACCAGGAAAAGGGGCGAGAUGCCGAAUAUAGCACUUCCUACACCGCGGCGGUGGCGAUGUAGCUGACACGUACACAAUAAGCAUCGGCGAGGGAGUUUCUAAUCAGUUCGAGAAGAUUAGGUUAAGCCAUGAAUGAUUUGGCACGACGCGUCCUCAGGUAUGUCUGCCCCGCCGCCGCGGUGUACCUGGUGGCUACGCAGGUGUGCAGCAGCUUCCUUAAGGCCGGUGAAGCCAAGCGACAGCCGGGGCGGGGCGGCACGGGGCCUGACACUCCGUCCUGCCGCGCCCUCUUCACCGUCACGGACGUCGCCCGCCGCCAGGCAGCCAACGUCAGCCUCUUCAUACACGACCUUCAAGGGUAUUCGCCUCCUCACAAGUUCAGUGGAGACUGGAGGGCGCGGGCACCCUCUGGCCCCAGAGCCGGCCCGGUCCCCGGCCCCGGCAGCUCUGCCGCGGCAGCUGGGGCGGUGCGGCAGCUGCUCCUGAAGAGAAACUCGCCGUCAGGAGCGUCCACGGCAGAUUACUCCCCGCUGGCCGCCCUCCUUCCCUCCGUGCUGGCCCGUCAGGCAGGGGGUGAGGGCAGCGUCCCGACGGUCACCACCACCACCAGGAUCGGCGCCGCCGGUGGGCUGCUGCCCUACGUGCCGUGUCAAAUAGCGACCUAUGCUGACCCCGCCUCUGCCACCGCGUGCUUCAGGGAGAGGCUGAAAAUGGAUGGCACCUUAUGGACCUUCUUCAUGGGAGACUCUAAAAUUAGGAAUCUCUUUUUUGCGUUUCUUGCCAGAACAGACGAAGAGCUCCACUACGUGGUCAAAUAUCAGAAUAUGAGCGUGCCCUUUUCUGCAUUGGACUGGAAACACAUCAAAUUGAAACAGGACAUGGACGCAUCCACCGAACAGCUGCCCGGAUUGCUUGUCUCUUAUCAGUUCAGGGGGUUCAGCGAGCAAUCAAUGUCAAAGACGAGGAGAAGCCCAGAAGUGCGGCAGCUGGCGCGGUGGGCGGCGGGGCUGGAGGCGCCGCCACACCUACUAGUGCUGGGGUACGCGCUCUGGACCCUCGGCAAACUCAACGGGCACCUUCACGACAACCUCGGCUGCCUGCUGGAUGUACACAGGGUGGUGGCGCCUCUCCUGCAGCAGAACGGCAGCAUGGCCUUCGGUGCGAAGGAGAGGAUAGACGGGAAGCCCAGAGUGGACAUGGAAGCCUCCAGCGCGCAGCUGCCCGGACUGCGUGUGACUUUCCUGUUCAAGACGUUCAGCGAGCAGGCACUGUCAAAGAUAAGGAGCAGCUCGGAGGUGCAGCAGCUGGCGCGGUGGGCGGAGGGGCUGGAGGCGCCGCCACACCUGCUGGUGCUGGGUUACUCGUCGUGGGGGACGAAGAAAACGGAUUUUCUGUUCCUGCAUGACGCCCUCGGCUUGCUGAUGGACAUGCACGAGGUGGUGGUGCCUCUCCUACAGAAGAUCAGCUGGAAGACUCGGAUGGUAGUGACGCCAGAAAGCAGGUUCAAAGUCCACAUCAGGCCGAGUGCCAUACAACACCACAGCAUCCCCUAUGGCGACCCCUCCUACGAAUGGAGCGAGACAGUGUUCCUGCAUCACCUACGACGGCAUGCACAGCACCCGCCACCAUCUUCACAUCUCCAUGAACAACCAGUGCGCCGUAACGAUUCACAGCCCCGAGACCACUUGGUGCCCGGGGCGGCUGACGGCGGAGUGUGGUGGUGGGACACGAGUCUGCCUCUGAGCCUGGCGGAGAGCAGUGAGUGUGAGGAGCUGUUCCUCAGUGGCCUGGCACAUCACCCUCUGUACAAGAGCUUUUUCUUUAGGUGUGACAACGACAUGCACGCGGGCACCGUCACCCUGGGGGACCAGGUCACGAUGCUGCUCAACCUGGCGUGCAACUCCGUGCUGGAGGGACGCGAGGGACUGUGCUGUGCCUGACGCGAGGGACGCAGCAAGGAGGGCCUCGAGUGGUUCAUUUGUGGCUAAAGCGAGGCACGCAGCAGGGAGGCCUAAGGGGCUGUGUUGUGACUAACGCGGGGAACGUAGCAAGGAGGCCUCAAAGAAGGGGAGGUCGUGACUAGUGCAAAUAGUGUAGUGCAAGAAAAGUUCAGGAUUGUCCAACCAUGUCGUUAUAUAUCACUAAUAUAGAUUCCAAAGUGAAACACACCUUUUGUUUGCAUUAAUGGACUAUUCCAUUCUAGUCCCAGAGAGCAAACUGAUGCAUCGCGCCGUCAUUAUUCAAACUCACAUCACCCUCGCUCAAUCUUUGGCCAAGCCACGAGUACACACACACACACACACACACACACACACACACACACACACACAUAUACAAAACGCUAACUAUUUUUGUUACCAACAGUGUGACAGUGAAAUGUAUGCAAACAACACUCGCACAUGAAUCCCAGCUCUCUUUUCGGUGUUAUAAGCUUUCUUGUGUUCUACGUUUAGGGAAACCCAUGGCAUGUGUUACGGUGUUAUCUUUCCUUAUAAUUUACCGUACCCUACUGGACCAGGUUCCAGCAAAAAAGUCACGGUAUAUUUUCAUUAUGGAGUUCUGCAUCAGUUUAUCUAAUAGG
Messenger RNA from Eriocheir sinensis (Chinese mitten crab), 2985 nucleotides. RefSeq lists its product as uncharacterized. The coding region runs from base 533 to 2344 and encodes 603 amino acids. The transcript has 8 exons. The record is from RefSeq and is a predicted model, not a curated record. Lineage: Eukaryota; Metazoa; Arthropoda; Malacostraca; Decapoda; Varunidae.